AUGGACUACAGUAUACCUCCGAUGACACCAUUUGACACGCCGCCUAAUGUUACUUAUGUACCAUCAACGGCAUUCAAGAAAACCACACAAGACGAGAGAUCUGCUAUUCAAGUUCACGAUGCGGCAACAUUUGAAGGCCAGCAAAUUGGCGCUAUCCUUCCAAUCAAGAGAGCAUUGAAAGCCACAGCUUUCUGUUCACCGCUCGCAAAAGUCGGUGAUUAUGUCGAAAUUCUGGCAUAUUACAACCUCAGUCAAGUUGAAGUCAAGAAUCUUCGUACGGGUAUGGCAGGAACUAUCGAUUGGGAGGAUCUCCUUCCGGUUCCGUACGAUGGAAAAUGCGGUUGCUUAGGUGUGGGAUGCCGAUGUAUCUAUGAAACUUGGCAAGCAUAUUCUGCACGCCGUCCACCAAGACUGAUGCCCGUUUAUGGUAGUCAGGAUCUCGGUGGAUUACAUGGUAUGAAUCUCAAGCUUUCCACAGAGAAGGACUGGAUAUGGGUUGAUGACAUGUAUACCAAAGCUUACUCAUCUAUAGGCUCGCCUCUUCAGGCGUCUGGUUAUCCAAAUUUCCCAUUAUAUACAACUAAUGUUACAACAAAGGCACUCCCAGAAGUAAACGACCCCCUGACAGCCGCUGGACAAACACCUGGAGCCAUCUUAGCUGUGAAGCAACAUGCUCACUUUCCUCACGACUUUGGUCCAGUCCUCGAGACUGAAAUUGGAGAUCGAUGCAGAUUUCUCGAAGCCUGCGAGCGAGGUUGGGGUAGAGUGAAGGUUAAGAAUCUUCGCACUGGGAGGGAAGGAUGUUUGAGAUGGCAAGCUUUCAAACCGGUCAAUCCGAGAAAUACAUGUUCUUGUCUUAACGCUUGGUGCUACUGCGAGUACGAGGAUUUUGAGAAGAGCAAAGCAUACUGCGAAGCCCAUAAAUCAUGA
Messenger RNA from Botrytis byssoidea, 930 nucleotides. RefSeq lists its product as uncharacterized. Bases 1 to 930 code for a protein of 309 amino acids. Lineage: Eukaryota; Fungi; Ascomycota; Leotiomycetes; Helotiales; Sclerotiniaceae. The record is from RefSeq and is a predicted model, not a curated record. The transcript has a single exon.